Messenger RNA from Porites evermanni, 622 nucleotides. The record is from the annotation of a GenBank genome assembly. Lineage: Eukaryota; Metazoa; Cnidaria; Anthozoa; Scleractinia; Poritidae.
AUGGCAUCGUGUGGAUAUUCCACAUUUGUUGGAGGGCCCUGUGGAGCUAGCCCUUCAAAUCCUGCAGAUGCAACGUGUGUAGCAAUAGACAAAUGCACAAAAGACGUCAAGUCUCACUUAAACCAACAUGACUGCUUUGAUUCGUCCUCGAAAACGGAAGCAGAUCUUCUUCUCGCAAGAGCAGGUAACUUAUUCGCACUGUAAGUAAAUAAAGCCUUUCCGGUGAGUUGACCAAGUUGAUGCACUUUUACUGCUUGUUAUUAUAUGGAAUUCGUUUUAUUUUAUUUCUUAAUAUUAAUUUGUUUAUGCGUGGCACCGCAACUCGAAAGACCUCUUAAAGGCAGCAACAUAGUUCUGGAAUUUGACUUACUAACUUUUGAUACUAACAGCUGACACAUUUUGCGAUUACUACAGGAUUGCUACAUGAAUUCACUGCAGCUUCUUUAUACAUUUUGUUUCAGGGAUUUUCAAAGUCGAUGAUAAUCAUAUUAAAAUGUCGAUUUGUCCACGACAUCGAGACGCCUUUGGCAUACGAUGGCGUAGCGGCAAAAGAACAUGUUUGGCUCCAAAAGACUGGGCGGCACAUAAGAGUAAACAAGUGAAGGGAGAUCAGGGUAUCACC